Styela clava is the source of this 1631-nucleotide messenger RNA. RefSeq lists its product as uncharacterized. Lineage: Eukaryota; Metazoa; Chordata; Ascidiacea; Stolidobranchia; Styelidae. The record is from RefSeq and is a predicted model, not a curated record.
CGGCAAUCCAUUAGUACCAACAGUCAAAUUUUAACGCCUUGCUUCACACGUUCAACUCGGAUUCAAGCAAGGCUGUAUGUACCUAGGCCAUCAUAAUCACGGGGCUAACGCAUUUAAUCCAAAUAUGCGACAAGGAGUAAUAGUAGCGUUUGUACUAAUUCAGUUGUUAGUAUUUGGAAGUACAACAAGUUUAUCACGGACUGGGAGGCGAGGACGACGUCCAAUUCGGCGAUGUCGAUACCGUGGCACAUACUAUGAUACAGGACAGCAGCUUACGUUUAAUGUACAAACGAAAAGAUUUGAUUGCACAUGCCUUGAUGACGGUAGGCUGGAUUGCACUUGGAUUCAUAUCACGCCUCCCGAAGACGCAAAAUGUGCAGACAGUGUGAGUGGAGAGCUUAAAGAAGUUGGUGACAAAUGGGAAAGAAUAAGAGAUGGAAAAAUAUUCGACUGUGUAUGUAAAAGAGGAUCACUUGGAAUGCAAAUUUCUUGCAGCGACGAAAAUCGUUGUCACCAUGAUGGCGUAUCGUACACCAGAGGUUUUAUGUUCACGACCAGCACAAUCAACGGAAGACGAAUGGUUUGCACUUGUCUCGCGAAGAAGACGUUGGAAUGCCAACAUGAAGAAGUUUUACCUGGUCCGCAGGAAGAUGCACAUUGGGUUGAAGAUUACGUCAUACACGGUGGAAAUGUGCAGAGGCCACAUAUCACGACGUUGCAAGCAUGCAGAACGGGAGCAAAAGUUGUCACUAGCGGUGUUGUAUGGAAUCAAACCAAAAUCAACGCAUUUGGUGUUCGAGUACUGGAGGAAUGUACAUGUACCGACGCAAUCGUCAAAUGUAAAACAGCGCGGAUAAUCGAUAAAAUAGAACCUCAUUGCGUAUCAGCAGAUGGUAGAUAUCGUGAAGUAGGACAAAAGUGGUUAAAAGUUCGUGAACAUUUUCCGAGUCAGCAGUUCGAAUGUUUUUGCAGAGGACACGAAGACGUAUAUUGCAGAAGAGUGCGAAGACCACGGUGCAUUGAUAACAUUGACGGAACAAUCAGAGUAGCGGGUGAAAAAUGGAUCCGAACCCAUGAAACAUUGCCUAACUUAAGAUUUGAAUGCACGUGUCUGAGCAGUCGGAAAAUGCAUUGUGAGGACAUUGGUGAAUGUGACGAACCGUCUGCGCCCGUGAACGGAGCCCUACUAUGUGCAAAUAUAGGAAAACAUGGACCGAAGCAAGUUACUUAUUGCAAACCAAUGUGCCUUCCGGGUUACGAAUUUGUGAAUCCUAUGCGAUACUAUCGAAUAUGGGAAGUGUGUGGUGCAAUGAACUUACAUCGAUGGAGCGGGGGAUUUGUAGACGACCCCAGUGCUAUUGCAAGAUGUACACGACGUAUCGGACCGACAAGACGUGGACAUUCUAACCUGUAUCUCACCACAAAUCGAUGCGACCAACAUGACGAAACACAAAUCGAAGAGCAAAAGUCCCUCUUCUUGAGGCAACUUCAUUUCCGCAGUCUGUGCGGCGACAAAUGCGAAGUAACGCUCUUCAAAUGCGGAAGAAGAGAAUGAACUAUAAAUCGCAUACAGCGGUUAAUGAAAUAUCCAUUUUUCACAUUUAAUAACUAUAAAAGAUCUUAAACUGGAA